Messenger RNA from Ahaetulla prasina, 1829 nucleotides. RefSeq names its product malonyl-CoA-acyl carrier protein transacylase (gene MCAT). The transcript has 4 exons. The record is from RefSeq and is a predicted model, not a curated record. Gene Ontology annotation, molecular function: transferase activity. Lineage: Eukaryota; Metazoa; Chordata; Lepidosauria; Squamata; Colubridae. Bases 218 to 1348 code for a protein of 376 amino acids.
CCAGGAGGCGUCGACACUGCGCUUGCGCCGGGAGUGACGUCACGCUUUUUGGGUGGAGCCGCGGAACCUCGGUUCCCGGCAAAGCGGGAACCUUUUUCAUUAAUCUUUUUUUUUUAACGGACGUUUUUUUAUUUUUUAAACGGGGCCUAGUCUAGGAAAGCAAGGGUUGCCGUAGCAACCGCCGGGCCUUGUCGCGAUCCGCUUGCGCGGGACCAGCAUGGCGGUGCGGCUGGCUCCGCGCCUCUGGCUCGGCCGGGUGCCAUUCACUCCGCUGCCCGGAGGAGGCGGAGGGGUUGCCGGCGUGCAGGAGCUCUUGGAAAACGCCACCGUCGAAGUGGACGAGAAGACGCGGAAGGCGCAGCGCGCCGCCCCCGAGGAAACCUCCGUUCUGCUUUUCCCCGGCCAGGGCAGCCAGUUCGUGGGAAUGGGACGAGGGCUGCUGCGGUAUCCCAACGUGCGGGAGCUUUUCCGCGUGGCCGAGGCCGUGCUCGGAUACGACCUGUGGAGCCUCUGCCAGGACGGCCCCAGCGCCCGGCUGGACCGCACCGUGCACAGCCAGCCCGCCGUCUUCGUCUGUUCUUUGGCGGCCGUGGAGAAGCUGCACCAUCAGCAGCCCUGGGUUGUUGAGAGCUGUGUUGCUGCUGCUGGAUUCAGCAUUGGAGAAUAUGCUGCCCUUGUUUUUGCAGGAGCCAUAGAUUACGCAGAAGCCCUGUAUGCUGUCAAGACACGGGCUGAAGCCAUGCAAGAGGCCUCUGAAGUCACACCAAGCGGGAUGCUCUCUGUUAUUGGCCGAAGAGAUUCAGAUUAUAAAACUGCUUGUUUGGAAGCUCGUGAAUACUGCAAGACUUUGGGCAUAGAAGAUCCUGUAUGUGAAGUUUCAAACUACUUGUUUCCAGACAGCAGAGUCAUUGCAGGACACUUACAGGCUCUGGAAUUUUUACUGAAAAAUUCAAGGAAGUUCUCAUUUGCACGUGUUAAAAUGCUACCUGUGAGUGGUGCUUUUCAUACCCGACUGAUGAAAUCAGCAAUGCAACCUUUAUCCGAAGCUCUUGAAUCAAUCAGCUUCCAACAACCCCUCAUCCCUGUCUAUUCAAAUGUGGAUAGCAAGAAAUACAGGCAGCCGGAAAAGAUUCGGCAUUGUUUAGUGGAACAAUUGGUUUCGCCAGUGAAAUGGGAACAAAUAAUGCACACAAUCUAUGAAAGGAAUAAAGGGAAAAAGUUUCCUUAUACAUAUGAAGUGGGACCUGGAAAACAGUUAGGUGCAAUUCUAAGAAGUUGCAAUUUAAAGGCUUCAAAAUAUUAUAGUAAUAUUGAUGUUUCUGAAGAUGAAACAAAUGAAGAAACGUAGCGAUUCUUGCAAGAAAUGGGAAGUAAUUUGCUGCCUGCAUAACCUCUUUGCACAGGUUUAUUGUCAUGCCUGGAACGAAAGUAUUCUCCAUUGUAUUUUUGAGCCUUUCGUCAAAUUAACGUAUUUGCCUGUGAGUGCCUUACAUGUAUUUGGUAUGUACCUAUCUAACAGGCCUAAUCCCCUUCACCUUAGUUGUCCUGGUGACACAAGCGAAUAAUAUAAAACUACAUUUGCAGUGUGCUUGACCUAAUGGAGCCUUUUCUUCCACCUGAGGACAAUGCAAGUGUAUGUAUGACAACACCGGUAUGUAGGAUAGUCUGGUUGCACUCCUUUGCCAAUCCAGAACUAGUUUCACAAGGUUCUGUCUGUAGUGUGGCUUCCUGACCUGUAUAGUUCAUGAGGAUAAUGAGCAUGUAUUCUGGCAUUCCCAUUUUUCUGAGCAUAUUCCACAGAUUGACACAAUAAAAAGAUCUUUCUAUAA